This is a messenger RNA of Podospora anserina S mat+, 3246 nucleotides long. RefSeq lists its product as uncharacterized. Lineage: Eukaryota; Fungi; Ascomycota; Sordariomycetes; Sordariales; Podosporaceae. The coding region runs from base 1 to 3246 and encodes 1081 amino acids. The transcript has a single exon. The record is from RefSeq and is a predicted model, not a curated record. Gene Ontology annotation, cellular component: SWI/SNF complex; nucleus. Gene Ontology annotation, biological process: regulation of transcription by RNA polymerase II. Gene Ontology annotation, molecular function: transcription cis-regulatory region binding.
AUGAGUUGGAUAAACGACGGCGCUGUUCCCUCUCACAAUGGCAACGGCUUUGCGAUCGCCGACCCGGCUGCUGUUGCCGGCGUCAUGAUGGACCCUUCGGCCUUUAUGGGAAAUCCCGCCCAAUUCAACCCGCAGUUCGCGAACCCCCAGCAACUCGCCAUGCAGAAUACCCCGAUGCGCAAUGCCUCGCCGUCCUUUCCGAACGCGAUGUAUCAGACCAACUCAGUCAUCCCAUCGAAACGGGCUCGUCCCAGAGAAGAUAGCAUCGGACAGUCACCGCGACAGGCACCCGGCAUGCUGCCAACCUCACGCGCCGAGACACCCCAGCAGUCGCCGUUCCCGGGCUAUCAACCACCAGGCAUGGCGCAACAACAAGGUGGCCAGCCGUCCCCAUACCCUCAUCUUCAGCAAAACGGCUCGGCCAAUGCUACUCCGUCUCCCAUAAUGAGCAACCAGAUGCGGCCAGGCAGUGUGCCACAGAGGGUGUCGACCGCAUCUCCCCAUCCAUUCUCGCCUGCCGCGCAACAAUUCCCACAGACGUCGCCGGUUCCAUCUGAGCACGGAGGAAACCCACAGGCUUUUAUGCAACAGAAUGCUUUUCCACAAGGCUUUAAUCCUCAAUUCACGGCCCAAUCUCCUGCGAGGCCGUCGCCGUCGCCCAAUCCCAUGGGAAACCCCAUGAUGGCUCAGCACAUGACCCAGAUGCAAGGUCAGCUUCCCCAGCAAAUACAACAGAUGCCUCAGCAAAUGCAAAAUCCAAUGGCGGGUCAGAUGCAAAACAUGAUGCUGCAGCAACAGAUGGGCCAAGGGCGCGGCGCAAUGGAUCCCCAAAAACAGCAGCAACUUCUGUAUCAAAUGCAGAUGCAGCAGCAGCGGUCACUACAACAGCAAAUCAAUGCUCAGAACAUGAUGCAAAUUGCUCCAAACGCAAACUUGACACCGGCUCAAAUCCAAGCCCAAGCUCACGUCCAGGCUCAAGUUCAGCACCAAGCUCAGCAGAGGAAUAUGAUGGCCGGCAGACCAGGUGUUCCGAACGGACAAAUGCCACCAGGAGGAAUGAGGCCCCAACAAGGCAUACCGGCACAACAGUUUUUGAGGCAGGUUCCUCCAGCCCAGUUUCUAAAUCAACUCCGCGCCUUUUUUGCCUCGAGCGGUCAGGUGAUGGACCAAACGCUUCCCACCAUUGGGAACCAGCCUAUCGAUCUACAAGCUUUGUUCCACGCAGUCAUGAAAUUUGGAGGAUACCGCGCCGUCACACAAUCAAAUGGUUGGGUCCAGGUAUCCAUGGCCCUGAAUAUACACCCGCAGCAAGUACCGGCGGCACCCUCCCACUUCAAAGCAAUCUACGAGCGGUGGCUGUUCAAGUAUGAGGAAAUGGUCAAGAUGCGCAUGCAGCAGGGAGGGAUGCAGAAGGCUCCGCAGAUGGCCCCAGGAACGCCUACUAAGAUUAUGCCUCCUGGCCAGAUGCCGGGGCAGAUGAUGCAGCCCGGUCAGCCAUCACCACUCCAGCAAGGUCCGAUGCCGUCGCCAGCCAAGCCUCCGGGUGGACAGCAAGCCGGCAUGAACGGUUUCCCGGUUCACGGUCAACAGCCCAUGAUGCCCAGCCAGACCCACCAACAGCGCCACAGCUUGUCCAGAAGCAUACAGGCCACGCCCACGAAUGAGGACUUUUCUAUGCAGUCUCCUGCCCAAGGAAAACCUGGCAGCAUGUCUGUCCCCGGCUCGGCGCAGGCAGAAAAUCAGGGAAUGGCUGAGGAAUUGGCGGGCACCGCCAAGUUUGCCGCCCCCUUUGCCACGAAUCCCGAGGAGUACAUGCCGUCUUCUCGGGAACACAUAUCAUAUGGAGGAGUUGACGGUAGCCUGAUGAAGGUUGGCGAGCAGCUCCAAAACGCCAGGAUCGACCUGCCAGCUGCCUAUGAACUCGGGAAUGUCGAUCUCCAUGCCAUCACCAAGAGUCUCCAAAGCGGCAUUCAUGGCGAAGUUCGGCUUGCCCUCGAUGUCCUUGCAAGGAUUACGGCCAGUGACUUCCACUCUUUCGCGCCGACCAACACUAUCCCGAUCCCUCAAAUUGAACUCAAGUUCUGCCCCGAGCUGGUAGAGGCGCUGGUGGACUGCGCAGAAGAGCAGAUCGAGCUACUCGCCGAAAGUUCGGAGGAGGCGUCCAACGAGAUUGUUAUUUCGCCCUAUGAGGAUAUUGUCCGGGCUUGUCGCAUCGAUAGGCUUGCCGUCAAGAGCAUCCCGGUCCAUGGUUCCUCGGAGUAUGACCUUGAGCGUGCGGCUGACAGGCUCAUAUGCAUCACAACUAUCUUCCGCAACAUGUCCUGGCGCGAUGAUAACCAUCCGGCUCUCGCCGAUGAAGCCGUCAUCAAGUUGUUGUGCGUGGUCAUUAGAUACAUGGGAACACGCGAAAUGCUGCUUCGGAGCAACACAAACACAUUGGAUAUCAUGAAGGAUCUGGUCACACUACUCAGCAACAUUGCUGGUGCGAUUGAAAUACCAGGGCGAGAACAGGCCUUUUGCUUGUUGCAAUUUCUGCUCGCCUUUGCACCCAAUCCACCCCCGACGAUGGUGAACGGCAAGCUGUACUUUUCAGUCUACGACCCUCGGUCGCACCCCUAUCUCCCACACGCCGUUGAUUCGCUGACCAAACUACUCGCGCGGGACGAACCGAAUCGGACACACUACACGGCCAUCUUCACGAAUGAGUCUAUGCUCAACACGUCUCCGCCCUGCGAACUGCUCACCAGAGCCUUUGCGCUUGCUAUCGCCCCUAUUCCCGACUGCACCAAGGAACCUCGCCACCCGUUGCCCCCGCUCGUCGAGGUUCGGAAACCCAUCAUCAUGCAAGGUCUCCUCGCUGCCGACAUUAUGGCAGGGCUGGCGCCGGAGUUUGACAGCGGAGUGGCGCGAUCAUGGCUGGCCUCGGGCAAUGGGUUUGCGCAGAACUUGUAUGCGCUCGUCCGGCAAAUCAGCAGUCUGUACGAAAGCCAGGUUAUGAAGCCAGGGCGUGGCCCGCCAAAGCGAGAUGCCGAGCUCGUCUACAUCUCGUCGGUCGGCAUCAACUUGAUCAGGAGGUUGUGCGAGAAGGCUAGGGACCCCCACCGCCCAGCAGGUGAGAGCGGUAUUCCGCCCGAGAUCCUGCCGGCGAGGGAAAGUGUCUUGCAGGCUCUGCAGAUGCAUGCCAGGGAAUGGACCGUGGAAGGGAUGUUGACUGACUUGGUCGCGUAUGCCCGCCUGGUCCGCUGA